UCCUGAAAGAAACGUAUAUAUAAGUUUGUUUGUUUUUUUUUUUUGUUUUUUUGGUGAGGGAGGAGAAGAAAAGUAUACUGCCUUCAUGUCGUUGCACGCAAAACUUCUGUUGGUCUUAUUAGCCUGGUUAAACAGUAAUGUUGCUCCAAUGCGGUUAAGUAGAAACUCUCGGCAUAAUGGAACCGCAAGUAAUAAAUUGCGGCAUUUGUCAGACCAUUCUAUGCACGAUUCCCGUUCAACUUUUAAUGGUGAUCUUGAUCAACUUCGAAGUGAUGCGACCCUAGAGCGGGGAGAGCAGUACACUGGUCGGCAUGUUAACAAGCUGAAGGAGAGUGCGAAAUCUACAAGCCUAGGGAUGGUGCACAGGGAUGGUGAACUAGGACAAAUUGACUCGUUGGAUCUCUCCCUUGCCUGCAAUGAUGCGCAAACAAAGCUGUCUCUGUCUGACGGACCACAGAGUAAAGGGUCUCGAGGCUUUCUAUCGCUGGAUGUUCUGGAGUCCUGUGGUUAUGCUGCAUCUAAAGGACUGAAGAACGCCACUGUAGUUGUCAAAGACUGUGACGUUACACUUGCGAAUGGGUAUUGCUCUACAAGGAUGAAAUAUGAGACCAUCGAUGGACAGCUUGCUGAUGUCACUUUACCCUGCACUGCACGUUCUCAUCGCUCGCUCCCUAAUCAUCAUCAUCAUCAUCAUCCCUCCGAUGACCUAUUCAGCUCUGACCAAGUACAGUCGGAUAGUCCGAGCCCUACCCAAGAGUUCAAGUGUAACGUUCCUAGUCAAACCGGACUCGUCACUCCACGAUGCAGGAUUGACCAAAAUCAAAGGAUACAAUGUGGUGCCAGUGGGAUAUCUUCAUCGGAGUGCUAUGAUAAAGGCUGCUGUUUUGAUUAUGACGAUAAUUUGUGCCUAUACCCUCUGAAUGAGUGCACCGCCGAUAGACACUUUGUCUUUGUGGUUCUUGGCAAUCUCAGUGACUUUUCCCUGGACCUCACAAAGCUCAAGACUUCUGGGGCUUCUGAUUGCCUGCCGAGAAUCAUCACUGCAGAUUUUGCAGUGUUUUUCUUCCCCACCACUGAUUGUGGAGCUCGCACAUAUGAUAUAGGGGAGUCUACCAUCUCUUCUGUGGAAGUAUUGACUUCCCUUUCUCACAUACCUGCGAUUUCUGGUAACAUCUCAAGAGACCUGCAAUUCAGGCUGAUGGUGGAAUGCCGCUAUGCCAAAAGCCAACUGCUUGACUUGUCCAGCAGUGUCACCGCUGGCUUCAUGGUGAAGAGUCCCACUCUGUUUCCAAUGGUCCAGUCUGAGGGGAUAUUCAGUGUGGAACUUAGAAUUUCAAAAGAUGCUGCCUAUAGCCACUUCUAUCCUUCGUAUCAUCCACCCCUGCGUGUUUUACUGGGAAAGUCUGUGUACCUGGAAAUUCGUUUGAAGUCCCCCAAACCUGUAGUAACACUGCUGGUGCAUUACUGCAUAGCCUAUCCCAAGUCGGCUACAAAGGCAUUGGUUCUGUUGCACGAUGGAUGUCCCAACCCCGUAGACAACGGUGGUGUCCUCAUUAUUGGCCUGCCAGGAAACAAACAUGAGCGUCGAUUUGAGGUCAAGGCAUUCCAAUUCAUGGUUGCCCCAGAUGAAUACCUUGAUGAACAGAUCUACUUCCUGUGCUCCACGGAGUUGUGUUUCCACACGGGAAGUACUUGUGAAGAAGGCUGUUUCGUAUUUGCACCCUGAAGGCUUAAUGGGUGCACAUGUCAAGAUUCCUUGUUUCUGCUGGAUUCCUCUUGUAGCAAGAAUGCUAAUAAACAAUUUAAUAAACCUUC
Messenger RNA from Anguilla anguilla (European eel), 1815 nucleotides. RefSeq names its product zona pellucida sperm-binding protein 4-like. Gene Ontology annotation, cellular component: egg coat. NCBI's taxonomy places the organism in Eukaryota, Metazoa, Chordata, Actinopteri, Anguilliformes, Anguillidae. The record is from RefSeq and is a predicted model, not a curated record. The coding region runs from base 86 to 1726 and encodes 546 amino acids. The transcript has 11 exons. Gene Ontology annotation, biological process: prevention of polyspermy; binding of sperm to zona pellucida. Gene Ontology annotation, molecular function: acrosin binding; structural constituent of egg coat.